Molecule: messenger RNA, 3241 nt
Organism: Clupea harengus (Atlantic herring)
Lineage: Eukaryota; Metazoa; Chordata; Actinopteri; Clupeiformes; Clupeidae
Gene: eya2
Product: EYA transcriptional coactivator and phosphatase 2
Biological process (GO): multicellular organism development; cell differentiation; negative regulation of extrinsic apoptotic signaling pathway in absence of ligand
Cellular component (GO): nucleus
Molecular function (GO): protein tyrosine phosphatase activity
Source: RefSeq, a predicted model, not a curated record
CCUUGCGCGUCUCUUCUCCAGUACACGCGUUUUCUGUGGAAGCGGGAAGUGAAGCGCAAUAGCCCUUAGACAAGCAAUGGUCAUUAAUGCCGUGUAGACAAGUUUGGUUACUGUCAUGUCAAACCCUCAUUUUAGUUGCAGAGAAUAACACGAUCAGCGUCGAGGCAGAUCUCCGCAACAGAUCAGUGAAUGCAUGCCUUUGUAGCGGACGGCACUCACGAUCUCGAAGAAACACCGUCCUUAGAGUUUGAGUUGUUGCCAUAUCAGUGGAGUUCUUCUCUCGAAACACCACACAAAAUGGACAAGCUACUUGUUUGAAUGUUCUGCGGAAUCUUCCACUGCGCUGCCCUUUAAUUAUGGAAAGCUGACAGCAAGAAAGACAGAAGAGAAAAAAAAAAAAAAAAAAAGCAAACAUCUACCCUGAAUCUACAAGACAUUGUCAAAUAAAGCACAGUUUCAGCAAGCCGCUAUCGUCCGCAGCCAUGGCAGCCUACGGACAGACGCAGUACAGUCCUGCUCUCCAACCUGCUGGGCCAUACUCACCAUAUACGCACCAUACCCAGGGCUACGGCAUGCCUUCCUACAACAUUAAAACAGAAGAUGGCAUGAGCCACUCCCCAGCACAGAACAGUCUGCUGGGCUACACGUCCAACUUCAGCAACACACCUCAAAGUCAGGCGCUGUACAGCUACUCAACACACGGAAGCAGUAUUUCUUCUGGAAUUUUCCAGGGAACCAACGCAAUCACAGGUUCAACGCCGUUCAGUCCAACCCAGCAGGACUUCUCAGCGUACACCACGUACAGCCAAAGCCAGUACUCCCCGUACUACAACACACACUACAACAGCCCGUACCUCACAGCCAGCAACAUCAGCCCCACAGCCCUCACCACGGCUUUACCCUAUCAGCAUACAGAGCACCCAGUCGUGACCAAUCACAGUCCAGAGUCACACACGGGGGAGUACCAUCCCCCACCCAGCCCCCCAACCCCAGUAAAGGAUCAUGAGGGGGUUCCUGCCAGACGGAAUUCAGACGGGAAACUGAGGGGCAGAAAGCGGGCCAGUGACCCCGCGCCCCACCCCGACUCAGAUAUCGAGAGGGUGUUUAUCUGGGAUCUGGAUGAGACCAUCAUCAUUUUCCACUCUCUUCUGACUGGGACGUUCUCCACACGAUUUGGCAAGGACUCUGCCAAGGCUGUUUCACUCGGCUUGUGGAUGGAGGAGAUGAUCUUUAACCUGGCUGAUUCUCGACUCUUCUUUAAUGACCUAGAGGAAUGUGACCAGGUUCAUAUCGAUGAUGUGGCUUCAGACGACAAUGGGCAGGAUCUGAGCACGUAUAACUUUGGCACAGAUGGCUUCCAGAGCACGACGGGCGGGGGCACGCUUUGCCUGGGCUCAGGUGUGCACGGCGGGGUCGACUGGAUGAGGAAGCUGGCCUUCCGCUACCGGCGCGUCAAGGAGAUCUACAACACCUACAAGAACAAUGUGGGAGGAUUAUUGGGAAGUCCUAAACGGGAUGAAUGGCUCCAGCUGCGACGGGAGAUGGAGGUUCUGACCGACCUGUGGCUCACCCAGGCCCUGAAGGCUCUCGCCCUCAUCAACUCCAGGCCCAACUGUGUGAAUGUAUUGGUCACCACUACACAACUCAUUCCAGCCCUGUCUAAGGUCCUGCUAUACGGCCUGGGUUCUGCCUUUCCCAUAGAGAACAUCUACAGUGCCACCAAAACAGGUAAAUGCAAAGAAAGCUGUUUCGAGCGCAUUACUCAACGGUUCGGUCGGCGUGCGGUGUAUGUGGUCGUAGGGGACGGAGUUGAGGAGGAGUCUGUGGCUAAGAAGAAGAAUAUGCCUUUCUGGAGGGUGACAUGCCGAGCGGAUCUGGAGGCCCUAAGUCAUGCACUGGAGCUGGACUACCUCUAGGGGGCAGCAACUGUCACUCACCCUGCCCCUAGGCCUACUCCAUAUCCCUCUGAACUGCAGCGAACCAACAUGGAUGUGGCCAGGCAACAUCAAUCAUGAUCCAAAGCCAAGAAUAUGGGACCAAUCUUUAUCUCAGCAGGGAGUUGCAAUAUUACUGGAAAUGUAUUUGUUUCAGUUCGGUCCAAGAAAAAUACCCUCUUCUCCCUCACAUAGACGUUGCUUUUUUUCUUUCCCUUUUUUUUGACUGCAGCACAUUGCACUGAAAAAAAACAGCCCUUCUCAGAUCUUUCAGUUCAUGGUUGGCGGUUAGAGUGUCACAUAGCAUGUUUACUCUUUUUUCUAAUAAAAUUCGAAGAGAGAAUAACCAGAAAGUAAAACAAACAAGAAACUGACUGUAAGCUAUUGUUUAUAUUAUUAGACAACCCCAUUAGAGGACAUGAUUUGUUAGAAAUAUUACAUGAAUACAUAGAGAAUUACUUUAUUAGGGGAAAAAAACACAGAAGUCUUGGAUGCCAGUUACCUAGAUUAAAAAACUGAAGAGAGUGAUUUGGAUAUCUAUGAGAUUUUAUAGAAUCUUCUCCAUGUAAAUCAAUCAAAUAAAGGGAUGUAUAUAGAGUAGCCAUUUUAAUGUAUUUAAAUUGAAUUAAGUGUGACAAUCUGCUGGUUACCAGACUAUGUCUCAUCAUACAAUGGUUGACAGAAAAGGGAUGACAAAAUACACAGCUAUACACAGACAACAAUAAAUAGGGAAUACAGUAUCAUUGUAUAAAAGAAAACAUUUGUUGUACUGUGAUAGAUAUGCUAUUAUAUUUAUAAUGAACACAAUCACUAAAACUGAGACUAAGAAAACCAGUAACUGCAUUGGAAAGGGCUAACACUAAACUGAUCCAAUUUAUACAGCUUGCAUUUACGGACCACAUUUCCCUGUGAAGGCCCACAAAAUGUCUGUGUGACACCAAUGUUAUAAUAAUCUUUUUUAUAAUUACAAAAAUAAUUGAAAUGUCAUCAACACAACCACAGACUAUCACUAUACUUAUUUUUACGACCAUAACAGAACCUGUCAAUUUUACAAGACAGGCCUCAUCAACUGUUUGAUUAUUUCAGAAAAGAAAGUUUUUUUGAUGUAUAUUUCUUGUAUUGUUCCUUUUGUUUUCUCCUAAGUGAAAGUUUAAAUAUAACCUGUGUGUUAUUAAAUGGUAUGGUCGUCUCUGGAUUUGCAUGUGUCCUAUACACAAUCAGCUUAGCUAUAAUUUGUAUAUAAGGUUUUAUUGAUAAUUUGUUCUGAUGAGCAAUUAUUAUAGAAUAAUAAAGAUAAAUUAAGUGUA